AUUUGAUUGAUAUGUAAAAUUGAAUAAUGUUGCACAAUUUUAUGCAGCACAUCUACUAUCCUUAAGGGCGAAUAUAUACAAUAUUUUAUUUAUAAACAAUUUAGAUCAGCCUGAUACACAUUCUUCCUUUCUGCUUGUCGGCCUAGACCUAAAACAAGAAUAGGUUCCUGCAUUAAACAAUAGAUUAGUGGGUUCUGGACACAUAGAAUGUGAUGUUCACGGCAUUGGGUUAUAGUUAAAGUAUUUUCUUUGAUCGUUUCUUGCAGUGAAAAAGUAUUCCAAUAUACUUACAGGACGUUUAAUAAAUGGUGUUUGCAGGUAUUCAGCACAGUAAUUUUCCGAACUGGUCCCUAGAUUAAAAUAGACUAUAAUACUGCAUCUCAUUUCACUCAUAGCAAACCAAUCAAUACCAUUUGGCUCCCUGUUCUUUGAAUAUCUUGAGGGAAAAGCUAUAUAGGGAUAUGGCUUUCGCUCAAAUAUUUGAAAGCAGUCUGCAUAAAAGCUGUGAUUAUUUUCAGGCUGUAUGGCCUCCAGCCAAUACACAUUUAAAUAAACCAACACGAAUCUGCAUCUACUAAUUGGCAAUUACCCUCAGUCAUCCAAUGAAAGGUCCUGCCAGAUUUAAUGGGCAAGCAGUUCAUCCUCAUCCUCAACUUGGGCUUGGAUGUGACGAUAACAGACCGAUCACUUUCGAUUUUAUUUUUUUGUAUAAUUUCCCUAGUGUGUCCCAUAUUUCUCCCCUUCUACAAUCAAUGUUGUCCUCGGUGAAGCGAUAGGGUGAAGCCGUCUAUACCUUGAGGCCGAAGCAGGCAACUAUACCUCACUAGAAAUGUAAUCUAACUUCAUUGAACAAACUUUUCACAGGACACAAUUUAGUCUGAGACAAAAGGGGGAGGCAUACCCAGAAAAGCUUAUUUUUGGGAGGAGCCGUCAUUUUUCCCCCCAAGACGACACGUGAAACUUUCUGGAGAAGUUGGUUGGUAGACUCGCUCUGAAGCUCCAAGCUCACAACCUCAGUAUAGUGGACCCGUCUGAAGUGAUCCUUCUGGAGACUGAACAUACGGACUUUCUGAAGUAAACCAGUCUCGUCUUAGGAAAGCUCUCGAUCCGCUGCGAUGAGCAACACGUCGAAGUAACGGCGUUAAUCAAAAAAUCCACAACGCAGAAACACAUUUUACCUUCGUUCUUUGCUCAACCGAGAUUUAAAACGCAGUGGCCACUGGAAACGUUGCUGUGCAGCGCCAUGGCUGCCCAGUGCGACACUCUAAGCGGAUACUUGCAGCAGCAGCAGCAGUCGGACCAGGGCUCCAACAGCGAGCGCAGCACAGACUCGCCCCCGCCGGGGUCCGAGGACGACCUGCACGCCCCGCACCCACCGCCGGACCCCGAGUGGACUGAAGAGCGCUUCAGAGUGGACCGCAAGAAACUGGAGAUCAUGUUGUUAGCUGCCUCAGAGGGACGGGUAAACGGAGGAGAGGAUUUCUUCCAGAAGGUCAUGGAUGAAACCAAAACACAGAUCGCAUGGCCUUCAAAGCUGAAGAUCGGAGCAAAAUCCAAAAAAGAUCCUCACAUCAAGGUGUGUGGAAAGCGGGAGAACGUGAGGGAAGCCAAGGACAGAAUCAUGUCUGUUCUGGACACCAAGAGCAACAGGGUCACCCUGAAGAUGGACGUAUCCCACACGGAGCACUCCCACGUCAUCGGGAAGGGAGGGAACAACAUCAAGAAGGUGAUGGAGGAGACGGGCUGCCACAUCCACUUCCCCGACUCCAACCGCAACAACCAGGCGGAGAAGAGCAACCAGGUGUCCAUCGCGGGCCAGCCGGGCGGAGUGGAGGCAGCCAGGGCCAAGAUACGAGAGCUGCUCCCUCUGGUGCUCUCCUUCGAGCUGCCGGCCAUCGUGCAGCCCGACCCGAGCUCACCCAGCGUGCAGCACAUCUCCCAGACGUACAACCUCAGCAUCUCCUUCAAGCCGCCCACCCGCCUCUACGGGGCCUCCGGCGUGGUGCGGGGGUCCCAGAACAACACCACGGCGGUCAAGAGGGGCACUGCUCUGCUGCUGGAGCACCUGGCCGGCAGCCUGGCCAGCGCCAUCUCGGUCAGCACGCACCUGGACAUCGCCCCCCAGCACCACCUCUUCAUGAUGGGGCGCAACGGCAGCAACAUCAAGCACAUCAUCCAGAGGACCGGUGCCCAGAUCCACUUCCCCGACCCCAACAGCCCCCAGAAGAAGUCCACCGUCUACAUCCAGGGCACCAUCGAGUCAGUCUGCCUGGCCCGCCAGUACCUCAUGGGCUGCCUGCCACUGGUGCUGAUGUUUGACAUUAAGGAGGACAUUGAGGUGGAGCCCCAGUGCAUCACAGCCCUGAUGGAGCAGCUGGACGUCUUCAUCAGCAUCAAGCCCAAACCCAAACAGCCCAGCAAGUCGGUCAUCGUCAAGAGCGUGGAGAGGAACGCGGGGAACAUGUACGAAGCCCGAAAGUUUCUCCUGGGCCUGGAGAACAGCGGGGUGUCCUCGUCUUCCACGUCCGUGGCCGUGUCCCCCUCUUCGUCCUCCUCCUCUUCCUCCAACAGCAACGGCCCCUCCAUCAUCUGCCCUGUGGGCCUGGAAAUCCUGACCUCAGCUGGCCUGGGGCUAAGCACUCUGGGUCUGUUGGGCGCCGCGGUGAGCCACUCCAUGAACUCAUCGGCCGCUCCCAACUCGGUGCUCAACGGCCUGAACGCCUCCAUGGGUCCCCUGCAGUCCGCCAGCACGCCCAGCAACGCCGCCUCGCUCUGGCCCAGCUCCCUCACCGGCUCCCAAGGUUUCUCAUCUCAGCUGCUGCUGCACCCCGCCACCCAGGCCACCCUGAGCAGCAUCCUGCUCUCCGGGGUGCAGGGCUACACCCAGAACACCCCCUCCCCUCCCCCCGGCCUGGCCCCCAUAGACAAGCAGUCCAACGGGGUCCCGGACUGCUCCAAGGGCCCCUGCUCUCUCAACGGCCACGUCAAGCAUCCCAGCUCUGUGUAUGGAAGGAUGUCCAGCGCUUCGCUAGGGGACACAGUGUUGAGUCCGUCCCAGUGUGACUCUGUGCAGGAGGCCAGCGGACACAACCCGUCAGAACCGCUCUCCAGCAAGUCCAACCAGGAUGAAGGCUCCGACACGUUUGUUGAAGUGGGCAUGCCCAGAAGUCCCUCCCACUCGGCGAAUGGGAAUGAGCUAAAACAGAUGCUGGCUUCCUGUAAGACGUCGUCAGGGAAACGGCAAGCUGUGGAGCUACUGCAGGGAACCAAAAACUCUCACUUACACUCUGACUGCCUGCUGUCGGACACAGAGUCCAGUUCCUCGGACAGUCCUGUGGCGGACAAGAGGGCGCCGGGCAGCGAGCGGGCGGCGGAGCGGGCCGCCCAGCAGAACGAGAGGGACAGGAUCAGACUGUCCCCCCAGGCCGCCUACGCCAACAUGCAGGCCUUCGACUAUGAACAGAAGAAACUGUUGGCCACCAAAGCCAUGUUGAAGAAGCCAGUGGUGACGGAGGUGCGGACGCCCACCAACACGUGGAGCGGCCUUGGCUUCUCCAAGUCCAUGCCGGCGGAGACCAUCAAGGAGCUGCGCAGGGCAAACCAUGUGCCCUACAAGCCCAGCAUGAGCACCACCUUCGAGGGAUCGCCGCUGUCCCUGUCGCGCUCCAACAGCAGGGAAGGCAUCGGGAACGGCAGCGACUCGGACAACUGGCGUGACAGGAACGGCCUCAAUGGUCUCCCCGAGCACCCCGAGUUCCCCCCGCCCGUGGGCAGCCCCAAGAGGAAGCAGAACAAAUCCGCCGUUGAGCAUUACCUGAGCAGCAGCAGCUACAUGGACUGCAUGUCAUCGGUGACGGGCAGCAACGGCUGCAGCCUGGGCUCCUCCCUGAAGGGCUCGGACCUGCCCGAGCUCUUCAGCAAGCUGGGCCUGGGGAAGUACACCGACGUCUUCCAGCAGCAGGAGAUUGACCUCCAGACGUUCCUGACCCUUACGGACCAGGACUUGAAGGAACUGGGCAUCACCACAUUUGGUGCCCGCAGGAAAAUGCUCCUUGCCAUCUCAGAGCUCAACAAGAACCGGAGGAAGCUGUUUGAGCCCCCCAUCAGGUCCUCUUUCCUAGAGGGCGGGGCGAGCGGGCGGCUGUCUCGCCAGUUUCACGCCAGUGAAAUGGCCAGCGUCAGCGGGCGGUGGUAGAAACAAAAUGGCCACCUCACCGCCAGACCGCCGCGCCUCACAACCACCCAAACACGCUGCGACCUAGCCGGCGGCACUGUCACACCAAAGUUAUACCGGGAGCGAAAAUUUUACCAAACCUGCCUUGCAACUGAUGAUCGCGUCGAACGUUGCCUGGCAACGGACGAUCGCGUCGAACGAUGACGUCUAUUAUCUAAAUUAAAUAAACAUAAGCUAGUGAGACUACGAUACACUUUAAAUACUCAGAUGACUAGCUAAAUUUGAUUAAACAAUUAUAUACAAUACAAAUAUAAACUACGAUACACUUUAAACACACAGUUUAAUAGCUAGAUUCAAUACAAUACAAAUAUAAAGUAAAAACAAGUGUUAUCUGUAUUAUGUUAUUUCGUCUUCAUGAGCGCAAAUGUUUUUUGAAACCUGCCUGGCAACGGACUAUCGCGUCGAACGACGUAAUGUUUUGACGCCCCCGGUCCAAUUUUGGUGUGACAGCACCAGUGGAACCCAGCCUAGCGGUGGCGGUCUCCGCUCUCUUCCUUCCUCCAUAGGCCAGGGCCUCAGGCCUUCUCUGGCUGGUGAUGGUUGUUUUUCUUGUUGUUGUUUACUCCUCCUGCUUUGAGCUGAACUGAAGACUCAUUUGUUUGACUUAUUGCCAUAUGUAAAAAAAGAAAGCCAUUGUCUUACCGAAAGUGCCAAUGAGAAAGGGGGGUAAAGGGAUUUCUCACACAUGAAGUUCAGUGUUCACUCCCUCAUUGGGGUCAAUGUGGAGCACAUUUAUACAUGAAGGAUAUUGAUAUUGUUAUACUUAUGGAGUUAGGGUACGGUGUUGUCCACUUUUGUCAAAGGGAACAGCAAAUGAUUAGUAAAAUAAUUAAAAUCAUUUAUCACAUUGAUACUAUGCUGUGGUAUCGAUGACAUGCACUUUAACAAUGCUAAACAUUUGCCUGUGAAUGCCUCAUUCCUUAAAUUAGAAUUCGUACAAUGGUGCAUUUUUGUAUUAACACAAAGCACAGAUGCAGUUUUUUUGUACUUUACCAAAAGGAAGCACUUAG
Molecule: messenger RNA, 5244 nt
Organism: Gadus chalcogrammus (walleye pollock)
Lineage: Eukaryota; Metazoa; Chordata; Actinopteri; Gadiformes; Gadidae
Product: protein bicaudal C homolog 1-B-like
Exons: 21
Coding region: 1244-4195 (983 amino acids)
Cellular component (GO): cytoplasm
Molecular function (GO): RNA binding; protein binding
Source: RefSeq, a predicted model, not a curated record